AUGGCUUCCCAAAUUCUUGAGCAACGAGACGGUUCCACUCUCUUCAUCACCAUCAACAACCCGAAAAAGGGCAACUCCCUCAACGUGGAUCUCAUCGUCAAACUUCGCCAGGUCAUUGAGGAUGCAGGAAAAGACAACACCUUGAUUGCGAUUGUCCUAACGGGCACGGGAAAAUACUUUUGUACCGGCAUGGAUCUCUCCAGCAGCUCGUCCCUGCUCGAGAACGUCCCCAAGGGUGCGGAUCGAUCCAGCACGCAAGCCGGCCGUUUUGAACAGCUGCUAGACCUCUUCAAAGCCGUCGAGUUCUGCCCCAAGCCCAUCAUCGCCUUGAUCAACGGACCGUGCUACGGUGGAGGAACCGGCCUUGCGUUUGCCUGCGAUAUCCGCAUUUCAGUCUUGUCAGCCUUUUUUGUCUUGUCAGAAGUCAGACGAGGCCUCACCCCAGCUAUCAUAUCACCCUUCAUUGUCCGGGAAUGGGGAGCGCCACUGGCUCGGGAAGCCAUGAUUCAGGCGCGCAACGUGCCAGCCAAGGAGCUUCACGCCAAAGGGAGCGUACAUUACUUGGUCGGCACGCUAGCCGAGGGCGAAGAACGUGUGCAGCAGGUGCUGAAGCAGCAACGAGGCUGUGCGCCGCAUGCGGUGGGGGAAUCCAAGCGGAUGAUCAGAAACGCCCUGGACUCGCCUACGGUUGAGGAACGGGACGCCAACAUCAGGGAACUGUUCCUUACCAUGAUCAAGCCUAAUGAAGAGGUGGCAUAUGGAAUGAAGGAGUUUCAGGCGGGGAAUCGAAAUGUCGACUGGGCAGCGUGGUAUACCAAGAAGGCAUCUUCCAAACUUUGA
Molecule: messenger RNA, 840 nt
Organism: Fusarium keratoplasticum
Lineage: Eukaryota; Fungi; Ascomycota; Sordariomycetes; Hypocreales; Nectriaceae
Exons: 1
Coding region: 1-840 (279 amino acids)
Source: RefSeq, a predicted model, not a curated record